GUGGAUCAAUACGCCGUUAACGUUUCGCCAGACAGCGUGCGAACAGAGUUUCUCCUUCGUGCUCGUCUAUUUUCUAUCGAGGAACAGAGCCAUAAGAGAUAAGAGUGUCAAUAGACAGUGUCACAGUGAUUCCUCCCGUUUUUGAGCAUCAUUUACCAUAGUCACGGUCGAUGAUUCGUCUAUUCACAACCGAGCAGAACCCUCUGCGACUUCCCCCCGGCUACAAAAACGCGUUCUCCCUUCGUGUUCCUAGCUGUCAAAACAUGACAGUCGACGGACAGGUAGUGUCAUCGGCGAAGGAAACGCUCGUCGAUGGGAUUUGCGAUUGACAGUGGUGAUCUAGUGUCCAGUGACGACGAUGGAACUGUUAAAAAUGUGUCUUAUGAGGCUGUUCGGAUCGUUGAAGCAUCCACGAAGUAAUUGCUGAAUCAGGAAGCUCCGAUUUUUGGGGACACACCGAUGGCUGGGCCCUAGAUUAACCCUGAGGAUCUAUUUGUUCUACGGAUCGUGACCGAUAUGCAUUUCUCAUACUUUUUCCCCAAGAUAGUCUGCACGACCAAUCUGCGGUGCUUCCGGUACCUCCGUUGGACCGUCCUGGUGCCCCUGGUUAUUUACUUUUCCCUCCUGUUCGUCAAGUACCGCAAGAAUGUGCCUCUGAAGAGCCUAACCGCGGCAUCGACCGAAAAGGACAGCGAGGGCGUCAUGAUCGAGAAUCUGUUCGUCGAGUUGGAAGCGGUGACGGUCGACAAAAAGGAUCUAGAGCGUUACAGGGGCAUGGGCAUCGAUCUCAGGGACGAGCAGAGCAUAAAGGAGACGGAGGAAGCGGAGAAUCGCGAGAGCCCGAGAACACUGCUCGAGGACAUAUUUCAAAGGGCUGACGCUGACAAGGAUCAGCUGUUGGACAUCCAGGAACUGGCCAAAUGGAUCUACCUCAAGAUCACUCAACACCUCAGUCGCGCUAUGUACGAGAACGUCGUCCUAUUUAGGGCGAUCGAUAAAAAUCCACAAAAUGGCGAGGUGUCGUGGGAGGAGUAUCACGCGUACUUUCUACGAUCCCACGGGUUUCCCGAGAGCUAUGUCAAUUCGCACGAUAAGAAGCACAGCGACAUGUCGCGAACUAUGAAAGAGAGCAUCAUGAGGGACAGAGCAAGAUGGUCAGGGGCCGCCAGAAACGACCCGGAGAGGCUGGCUCUGGACGAGUUCCUGGCAUUCACGCAUCCCGAGUGCAGUCACAGAGCUCUUUUGCAAAUGGUGGAGGACCUGUUCGAAAAAUUUGAUCGUGACGGAGACGAGCAACUGACGGAAGACGAAUUUUCGAGUUUUCCCUUCGAAGGAAUGGGUUUGGAUUUGAGGGAGGAUAAACACGAGGCUGCGAGCGGAAGCGAGGAAAGGCGACAGGAGUUUCGACAUCUUAUAGACCAGGACAAAAACGGGAAGGCGGAUCGAAGAGAACUUUCUAUGUAUAUAGAUCCAAUCAAUCCAAGGCACGCCAUUCAGGAAGCUCGACACCUAAUUAAUCUGUCGGACACGAAUCUCGAUGGGAAGCUGAAUCUUUCGGAGAUUCUGAACAAAAUGGACUUAUUUCUGGGCAGCAAAAUGGUGGACACCGAAAGAAGUUUCCACGAUGAAUUUUGAUAAUUCGGUAAAAGGAGAGAACUAAUUGAAAACGAAAGGCUGAGAAACGAUAUUUCCUAUCAUAUUUUGUAGAGAAGAAUGGUACCCCUUUUGUAAUAAAAAUUGGGCAUUUAUUUUAAUACUAUUUAACGAAGAGUUCCGUGAAAUAUCGAAUAGCAUUCGAACGGAGAAAAUCGACGAUAAAUAGUUAAAGUGUCCAAUUGUGGUUUCUUUAAAUCCUUUUUUUUAUAAAGAAGGUCCACUAUCGCUAAAGCAGACAAUAUUUAAUGGCUCAAUGGAACGACGAUCUUUCUCGAGAUGAGUUUAUAAAAUCACUUAAUCUCUUAUAAAAACACAUGGAAACAUUUUUUUAUUACGGAACAAAUUUUUCUUCUACUUUUUCUGUAUUUCUAGCAUAACGUUGUACACUUCUGCCAAGACAAACAAUUACUUUCUUGCAUUUUACAAGACAUUUAUUUGUCCAUAUUACACACGCAUCGAUUCGUUCGAUUAAAUAUAAGGAAUUGGUUAAAUUGUAAGUGAUACUCUUGUUUAGCAAUAACAGGAAAGUAAUAUUGUCACGAAUAUAAUUAUUGUUUCAAAUUUAAAAGAAUAAUAAAAUGUUAGUUUCCCUCGAUUAUACUUUCGAAUUGAAAUAUUUACACAACUAUUCUUUUAGGGACGAAAGAUCGUCAAUAUUACUUUCCAUGUAUAAUAUUUUUUAAAACGCGUCUGUGAUAGUCUUUGUGACGUAGAAUAUUAUUUAUUUGCCUGCAAUUCGUAGGACUGAGAUACAAUGAUCGAUAAGUGUUCGUUUGUACAAUUUCAUAUUAAUUUUGUCCUCGGUAGAUGUUACUUUCAUUACACGAUAGAUACGACGAAUACUCUGUUCAUAAAUGUCAAAUUAAAUCACUUAGGACCGAGUUCUACCAUGGAAGUAUAGACUGAAAGAAACAAUUUUUAUUCUAUUAUUAAAUUAUCAGAAUAUGAAAUGCCUUUGUCAAAAUAACUUCUUAGUAACGAGAAGGAAACGUUAAAAUUGAAAGAAAAAUGAAAUCAGGCAUACGAGUUAUCCUGAAAUAAAUAGUAGCUAGAAAACAUGGCUUCUAUAACGUUCGGAUAUUUGUUUAAACAAUGGCAAAAAGGGUGAACAAUGAUCAAAUUCUCGAAUCCGUCCUUUCAAUGGAUUUUUACUUUUUCUACUGUCUUUCUGUCGGCUAUAAUAUCGAUAAAAUUCUAUUGACUACUUGAGCGUAUAUUAGAAACUGUUUCGACUGAAAUUUAAUAGGAGAAAAAGGAAUAAUUUUUUAGGAGGAAAAUGAUCAAUGUUCCUUUUCGAAAGCAUUUGUACCUUGUAACACAUUUUUGUACCGUUCACUGUCACAAUAAAACUUUUUUGCGAGUACGACUUAUUUAACAAUUUCUUCGCCGAGAUACUUUCAGAUUUAUAAUUAUUUUAGAAUAAGAGUAUUUUUUUUACACGUUCAACUAUAUGGUGGAUGAAAGAAAUUUGUCUUAAAAAUGGGGAAUCGUCAAGGAUUCGAUCGCACAUCUCGAUGUCACGAUUAUUUAUUUACAUGUUUAAAAAAUGCACGACUACAAAAUCAUUUAAGCAACGAUGCGUCCGCUAAUUGGCUAGCCUUACGACUAAUUACUCUGCGCUUUUAACACGGUUGACAAAUAGGCGACACAGCGUUUAAUAUCGCGAAUCCAAGGCCCAGCGAGUACUAUGCUUUGAGUCAAACUAAUUUCUCAGUCAAUAGAGUCAGCAGAACUUGGAUUCCGACGGAAUAAAUCGUUUGGAAGUUCAUUUCGAAAGCUUUUCUCGCAUAGAAAACGCGGAACGAUCUAUCGCCUGCGAUUCUGCAUGGCAAAUUGAAUACAAAAAUGUAUAGUACAAUUUCUUCGCUCUUCGUUUCGAGGAAAAUCGAGGAUCGAGACGCGCGGUCCACUUUCAAAACUCGAUUUCCUUCAAAAGGAAGAGUAACAUGGAAAAAGUAUGUCGUAUAUUAUCGAUCUAGGUUUUCGUGGAGAAUCGUUUCUCGCCACGUCGAACUAAGCCCGAUCCGUAAACACGAAUUACAGAGACUUUUAAAAGCAUAUAAACAGCAGUAGCACCCAGUUAAAGCUAUGCACACGCUUCCUUCGAUUCGCUCUCGAUGAAAUUUUAAAACAUCUCGUUUAACAACAUAUUAUUCGCAAACUGUUGCUUUAUAUAUACAAUUCGUCUGUUUUUUUCAUCGAAGCAUCUUACAAAUUCUUACGAAGAUCUUACAAAAAGGAUCGAAGAGUACUUAUUAAGAAAAAGCCAUUCUUCCGUACUUAAUUUUAAGAAAUAACUUAGUAGCUGAUUAUGUGUUUCGAUCGAAACCAGAAAAUAAAGUGAAAUAAAAUGGUAAAUAAAUAGUACAUCGACGUUUCAGAAGUAGUAGGUUUAAUUGACGAAUCUCUUAAACUAUUUUGUGAACUAAACCUCAUCUUCACACUCGUUCCCCACCGCGAAAGAAUCUGUGAGGAAAUUCAACUUAGGGGUGCGAAAAUGGAGGAUUCAACCUUUAAAGUGACCCCAAGAAGAAAGAUAUACUUCUAUAUACGAAGUUGGAAACUAAAAAAUUCACGUACAGUCGAAGCACGCGUAUCCUCUGAUCUUUAAAUGCAAUUUUACUUAGCCUUAGCCUAAAUACUUGAAUAUCGUUCGAUGAAACUUGCAGUUCGAAUCAGUUCGAGUGCAGUUUAUCUAUCCGCUGAUAAAACUUGUAGCCUAAAACACAUAAUCCUUGAACUUCCUGGCUGGUCUCCAGACCACUCAGGCGAUUCUCCAUUGUCCAUAAAAUUUCCAGUCCCGAUUGGCUUCUACGAUAACUUCACGACUCGAUUAGUUUGAUAAAUUUAAAAAGUCACUCGAAAGUUCAUUAAGUUCCAUUCCAUUCGGUCCCGUUUAUCGAAUUCUAGUUUUCACAGCGUUUAAGGACUAGCC
Colletes gigas is the source of this 4591-nucleotide messenger RNA. It is a transcript of the gene myd, whose product is annotated as 45 kDa calcium-binding protein. Gene Ontology annotation, cellular component: endoplasmic reticulum. The record is from RefSeq and is a predicted model, not a curated record. The coding region runs from base 517 to 1635 and encodes 372 amino acids. Gene Ontology annotation, molecular function: calcium ion binding. NCBI's taxonomy places the organism in Eukaryota, Metazoa, Arthropoda, Insecta, Hymenoptera, Colletidae. Gene Ontology annotation, biological process: calcium-ion regulated exocytosis. The transcript is spliced from 5 exons.